GCGGAUGGCGGGCGGAUGGCGGGCGGGGGGGGGGCGCUGAGGCGCCGCGGCCUAGCGCGGGGGGCGGGCGGGAGGCGGGAGGCCGGGCCGGGGAGGGGCCUGGGCCUGGGCCUGGGCCUGGGCCUGGGCCUGUGCCUGUGGCGGGGCUGCCGGGCUCCGGCCCGUUGCGGGCUGGGCGCUUUGUGCGCGGCCUCGCGGGAAGGCCGCGGCUGGGCCUCGCCGCACCGGGGUGGUGUUGAAGCGCCCCCAGGCUCUGCGUCCUGGGCUCCCUCACCAACCAAACGCAAGGAUAGGUCUGAAGAGAAAUCAAAGGACCGAUCAAAGGACAAAGGAGCCACGAAGGAAUCGGGUGAAAAGGAUCGUGGUCGGGACAAGACACGCAAAAGACGUAGUGCUUCCAGCGGGAGCAGCAGUACCAGGUCCCGUUCCAGCUCAACUUCCAGCUCAGGGUCCAGUUCCAGCACUGGUUCUAGCAGUGGCUCAAGCUCCUCUUCUGCCUCGAGUCGCUCUGGGAGCUCCAGCACCUCGCGCAGUUCCAGUUCCAGCAGCUCUUCUGGAUCCCCCAGCCCAUCUCGACGGAGACACGACAACAGGAGACGUUCCCGUUCCAAGUCCAAGCCACCCAAGAGAGAUGAAAAGGAGCGGAAGAGGCGCAGCCCAUCACCCAGACCCACAAAAGUACACGUUGGAAGGCUCACUAGGAAUGUGACCAAGGAUCACAUCAUGGAAAUAUUUUCCACUUAUGGAAAGAUUAAAAUGAUUGACAUGCCAGUUGACAGGCUAAAUCCACACCUCUCUAAAGGUUACGCUUACGUUGAGUUUGAGAACCCAGAUGAUGCUGAGAAAGCCCUGAAACACAUGGAUGGAGGCCAGAUCGAUGGGCAGGAGAUCACCGCCACGGCUGUGCUGGCGCCACGUCCUAGACCCCCUCCCAGACGCUUCAGCCCACCCAGGAGGAUGCUGCCACCACCACCCAUGUGGCGUAGGUCACCGCCUCGCAUGAGGAGAAGGUCCCGAUCUCCUAGGCGCAGAUCCCCUGUCCGCCGGCGAUCAAGAUCCAGAUCUCCUGGACGAAGGCGCCACCGCAGCCGCUCCAGCUCAAACUCUUCACGAUAAAGCAAAAAGACUGGACAGCUUUUUAUUUUUUAACUUAAAUCCCAUGUAACUAAAUAUUGUACCUUUUUUUAUAAUGGGUCUGGGUGAGGAGGGGGUAGAGGGGGAGAGAGAAAGAGAGAGAGAAUCCUGGCAGUGAAAGCAAUCUAAGAGGAGAAAUUUCCAGUUCCUGGCCAUUAGAUAGCCUCUGCUGUGGGGCUUCUAGUUUCUUGGCAUUGAUUGAAAUUAUUUCAAACAAAAGGCUUUGAUUUUUUUAAAGGCUACAAAAACAGCAUCUCCCAGCUAAAUGGGUGGGAAGAUGUUGUAGCUUCUCUUUCUCCAGUUUAGCAGGCUGCUGCUUGAUGAUUUCCAAACGCUUAGCACGCUGUACAGACGAGCAUGUAAAUCUUGAGCUAUUUUGGAAACCCUAUAGAGUUAGGACAGGGAGGCGUUCAUCACUAGGAUUUUCAGAGCAGCUGAAAAGUGCAGAUAACCGAAUCUGCCCGAGGCUUCAGUACCGAGCUGUUGCUUUGCUCGGGUGCUGAGGCGCCGAGUUCCUGCGCACCGAGCUCCCCUGCGAAGCCACUGCCAGGGGAACGCUGCGGACACGGUGCAGCCUGGUGAGGUGGGUGCUGCAGGAAAGAAGCUGGAAGCCCUUAGCGCAGGUUUGGAGCUGCUGCCCUGAGGGAUCCCUGCCGCCUUGCCUGGAGGUUUGGGGUGAGAGUUUCCCAUCCAGCCCCCGGGGAGCGGGGGCACCUCCAAGUCUCUGGGGGCUGCGCCGCUGCCCGGAGAGGCGCGGGACUCGCCGCCUCUUGUACAGUCGCUCCUAUGACGUUGCUGGUUUGUUCCGUUCCUGUUUCUGUCGUUGUUUUGUACGGUUUGUAGCGUUUGUAGCGGGGCGGGACGCGCCCAAUAAAGCCGCAGGGCUCCGA
Molecule: messenger RNA, 2024 nt
Organism: Anas platyrhynchos (mallard)
Lineage: Eukaryota; Metazoa; Chordata; Aves; Anseriformes; Anatidae
Gene: RNPS1
Product: RNA binding protein with serine rich domain 1
Biological process (GO): mRNA splicing, via spliceosome
Cellular component (GO): ASAP complex; cytoplasm; nucleoplasm
Molecular function (GO): RNA binding
Source: RefSeq, a predicted model, not a curated record